AUGAAUCAUGUCACCUACUUCGAGAUCCAAACCACCUGCCAAGGCCCAGCAGACGCCAGCGAGAGGAACUCGAUAGCACAAACAAGGAUUUCAAAAUUCCUAGAUGUACUUCUCUAUGGUGUGAACGCAGGGGACAAAGAUGCUCGAGUAGUGCACAUCGAUCCAAAAAAAGUCAAGGACACAGCCACUGAAACGUCCUUUGGGGUCCUUAUCAGCAAGCAGAAGAUAACCCCCAUCGGAGAAUGGAAAAAGAAAUCAGUCGAACAUCACAAGGAACACCACUUUCCAGGCUGGUGGGUGCCCACAUGGACCAACAGAACAGAGACGGUGACUGUACGUUUCCGUGUUAAACACAAUGCCGACCCAUACUUCUUAGCCGAGGUUAUCGAACGAGAAUCGGACAAUACUGACUUCCCAAUGUCAGUGCAGGUUAGUCACAUCCAGGGACCAUCAUUGGCACAUGCAGGCUGGCUUUACAAAAGCUACCCAAAAAGCACCAACAAACAAGACCUGCAUAAGGCCAUUGUCAACAUGCUGCCACCAAGGUACAGCAAACUUCAGUUCGACCUGGUGGCUGCCAAGAUUUCUCAUUUCCCAGAUGUUGUGAUGGAUCAGGGCUCAGCCAUUCAUGUAGUCUGCGAUGCCCGAGCGGUCCGACAGUGCCAACGAGCCUUCAAUGAAGUCCUGUACCACCCGCGACGGCUAGAUGGGUUCCCUUUGGACAGAAAGUAUGUCUUUAUUCCAACGGUAGAGGCAACCAGGAACCUGGCAUGUGUCCGAUCACACUUGGAGGAUGUUCAUGCACGCCAACUCCAGUUCGAGGCAGAGGUUGAAACUAUGGUUGUGUCGGAUCUAAUCAAAUUCCUCGAUGAUACUCUGACCGGGAAGUUCCCCUACACACUACGAGAAUUCAUUAUGGGAAUCAUUAACCCUUUGAGCAGCACGGACCGCCCAAUGUUCCUGGCCAUUGACAGCUACGCAACAGACUCGACACAACAUGUUUUCACCUACUUCAAAAAAGAUUCUGAUACAGCAAAGACAGUGAUCGCCCAGCUUCCUCUGCUUGUCAUCCGUGCAGCCAAAACACAGGCAGUUUUCCAACUAUUUUGCGAGGGCACGGAAGAGGAGAUGAAACAGAGUUUCUUUCGCGCCGCCAACGGUGACACCUUCCCUAUAGAGGUGGCAGUGUUCCAAACGAUUACGGAUACAUUUGCGGCCCUACACUCGGACGAUGAACUCAGCCUUGGUGGAGCUACCCCACCAAACCAGGAAGAAGGCGAGGAUGCGGACCAGGCAGAAAGCCGAUUCCAAGACCGCAUGGCCCAAGCUAUGCCUUUUCAGCCAGAGGACGUUGUGGUUCGAGUACAUGGGAAACUGAUCUCAAGCUCCCGCGAAGAAUGGGACCGGGCCAGGACAGCGAACGAAUCUCUUUGUUCGUUGGCCACGGGAUCUUCUACGGUGUGCGAUAUUAGUACUUUCUCGGUUGACCCCCCCACCCCGGAAGGGGCGACACCAAGUCCCAUGGAGGAGGAAAAAGUGGACCCACACCUCUGGGAAUCCAUGCCAUUCGUACUGAAAGCAUGGCAGGGCACCGAGACCAGAGCGGCGGUUGAUUCUUUCUGUGCAGAUUUGACCACAAACAUGUUGGCGCGAACGGAACCGUUGACAGCCAAGGAAAAAGCAACCGUGGAUGAAUUUUUGCUAGAAAUCAUCUACCAAAAAGGCACCACACAUGAAGCCCAGGAUUAUCUCCGGGAAGCUGGCGAGAAAGGUAUCUCACACCUCCAGGAAUCACUCAAGAAUCUGGACAAAACCCCGUGGCUGAAACACUCAUUCAUCCUUGGCGAAGACAACCAUCGAGACGAUUGCUUGCAACAAUGGUAUACUGCAUGGAUACAAAAGAAACGGCUGGCACCACAGGAUCCAAGACCCAAACACUUUGAUGGGAGCGUCACCUGUCUCCUCAGUCGAUACCAAGCGGAGACAUGGCCCAUGCACAGAGUAGCGGACGAGAUCAACAAACUCGGGGUCGCAGGUUUGAGGGCACUGGGACAGCACCCAAACCAAGUCAGCCCUGAGAACAAGGGACAGGAUAAGCAGCCGUGGCUAACACAUGCUUUCAACGUCAGACAAUGGGAUGACCCAUCUACUCAGAAUGUUCUAGCUGCUUGGAGGCACGACUUCGUUACUAAGACCAAUCGGAAUCCGAUGAAGCCGCUGGAGGUUGCCAAAUUCGAUGCUUUGAUCAAGUACAGCUUAUGGUCUAUGGGCAAAACACCCAACACCAUCACAGAGAUCCAACGCAUGCUUGACCAGGGACAGUCACAGAUGGAUCUGAAACUGAAGCAUUUCAAUGGACAACCAUGGACUUUACCCCGCUACCUCGAUCCCAGCACCAGAACCACUGCAGACACCUAUCAGUGGUACAAGCAUUGGGCAUCAAAGAUAGCAGACAUCACGGCUAAACCCAACACACCAGAUACAUUUGUCAGAACCACCGAGUACUUCCUCAGUCUCCAUGGAGAUAAGGAUAACCCCCUCAAAGCUGCCCAUGCGGAGCUGGAAAAACUUAUGACAUUCUCGGCUUUGAAGAAAAUCACCCAACAUCCCUCACCCAGAAAGUCCGGAGCGGCCAACACAACCAAGUAA
This is a messenger RNA of Seminavis robusta, 2649 nucleotides long. NCBI's taxonomy places the organism in Eukaryota, Bacillariophyta, Bacillariophyceae, Naviculales, Naviculaceae. The record is from the annotation of a GenBank genome assembly.